Molecule: messenger RNA, 1777 nt
Organism: Spodoptera litura
Lineage: Eukaryota; Metazoa; Arthropoda; Insecta; Lepidoptera; Noctuidae
Product: ATP synthase subunit beta, mitochondrial
Biological process (GO): proton motive force-driven mitochondrial ATP synthesis; proton transmembrane transport
Cellular component (GO): proton-transporting ATP synthase complex
Molecular function (GO): proton-transporting ATP synthase activity, rotational mechanism; ATP hydrolysis activity; ATP binding
Source: RefSeq, a predicted model, not a curated record
CCUAUCUUUCCGAUUUCUGAACGUCGAAUUGUUACGUAAAGAGUCCGGCCGAACCUCUUUCGUGACCUCUCCGACCAUCUACUGUGCAUUUAUUCGAUCGAUUCUUCUAAACGAAAAUGUUCUCUACCGUCUGCAGGGCCGGCCGUUUGGCCACAAGGACGGUAGUAAAUAAUAGUUCCGACAAGGCACCCUUAGUUGCAGCGCCCGUGGUGAACAAACGUGAUUAUGCAGCAGCUGCAGGAAAGGGACAAGGUAAGGUGGUAGCUGUUAUUGGUGCCGUUGUGGACGUACAGUUCGAAGACAACCUACCACCCAUUCUAAAUGCCCUUGAAGUACAAAACCGUCAACCCCGGCUUGUGCUGGAGGUGGCACAGCACUUGGGAGAGAACACCGUCCGUACCAUCGCUAUGGACGGUACCGAGGGUCUGGUUCGUGGCCAGCCCGUCCUCGACUGCGGCUCGCCCAUUCGUAUCCCCGUGGGCGCUGAGACCCUCGGCCGCAUCAUCAACGUAAUCGGAGAGCCCAUCGACGAGCGCGGCCCCAUCCCCACUGACAAGACUGCCGCUAUCCACGCUGAGGCGCCCGAGUUCGUGGACAUGUCCGUGCAGCAAGAGAUUCUGGUCACUGGUAUCAAGGUCGUCGACCUGCUCGCCCCCUACGCCAAGGGAGGUAAGAUCGGUCUGUUCGGAGGUGCCGGAGUCGGUAAGACAGUACUUAUCAUGGAGCUAAUCAACAACGUCGCUAAGGCGCACGGUGGUUACUCAGUAUUCGCUGGAGUAGGUGAGCGUACCCGUGAGGGCAAUGACUUGUACCAUGAGAUGAUUGAGUCCGGAGUAAUAUCCCUGAAGGACAAGACCUCAAAGGUAGCACUUGUAUACGGUCAGAUGAACGAGCCCCCAGGCGCGCGUGCCCGUGUUGCUCUAACUGGUCUUACCGUGGCUGAAUACUUCCGUGAUCAGGAAGGUCAGGAUGUGCUGCUGUUCAUUGACAACAUUUUCCGUUUCACCCAGGCUGGUUCUGAAGUGUCUGCCCUGCUGGGUCGUAUUCCCUCUGCUGUAGGUUACCAACCAACCCUGGCCACUGACAUGGGUACCAUGCAGGAGCGUAUUACCACCACCAAGAAGGGAUCCAUCACCUCCGUGCAGGCUAUCUACGUGCCCGCUGAUGACUUGACUGACCCUGCCCCUGCCACCACCUUCGCUCACUUGGACGCCACCACUGUACUGUCCCGUGCUAUUGCUGAGCUGGGUAUCUACCCCGCCGUGGACCCUCUCGACUCUACUUCCCGUAUCAUGGACCCCAACAUUAUUGGUGCUGAGCACUACAAUGUGGCUCGUGGUGUCCAGAAGAUCCUUCAGGACUACAAGUCACUCCAGGACAUCAUCGCUAUCCUGGGUAUGGAAGAGUUGUCUGAGGAAGACAAGCUGACUGUCGCUCGCGCCCGUAAGAUCCAGAGGUUCUUGUCCCAGCCUUUCCAGGUUGCAGAGGUAUUCACUGGACACGCUGGCAAACUGGUGCCCCUUGAGGAAACCAUCAAGGGCUUUUCUAAAAUCCUGCAGGGCGAGUAUGAUCACCUACCUGAAGUAGCAUUCUACAUGGUUGGACCUAUUGAGGAAGUUGUUGCUAAGGCCGAGACCCUAGCCAAGUCGUAAAUGAACUUAGUUUUUAGUGUUUCCAUUAAUAAGUGAUUGCUUAUGCAUACAAUAAAUUAUGUAAACAACAAGCAGAUAUAUUGUAGAUAAACAUUCUUUACCAGUAUGUAAAAAUUUGUAACUUA